Messenger RNA from Aspergillus clavatus NRRL 1, 738 nucleotides. RefSeq lists its product as uncharacterized. Bases 1 to 738 code for a protein of 245 amino acids. The record is from RefSeq and is a predicted model, not a curated record. NCBI's taxonomy places the organism in Eukaryota, Fungi, Ascomycota, Eurotiomycetes, Eurotiales, Aspergillaceae. The transcript is spliced from 3 exons.
AUGUUCAACCCCAACAUCCCCAUCACAGGACACCACGGCCGUCCCAUCGUCAUCGACGACAAUGACGACGAGGACAAUGGCGGCAUGCAAGUAGAAUAUUCAUCGGGACUACAGCAUCCCCAGCACGGGAUGAUGGGAUACGGACAUGCCCCAACACUCAACCCCCAAGAUCGAAUCUACCCAUCCUACCACGCCGCCAUCGAGCAGGAGAAGAAAAUUCGCAGCCGGCUGCGCGAGGAGCGCCAUGCCGCGCUCUCCGUGCUCCUGGACCGCGAGUUACUCACCAUCCAGGCCCUGGCGAAUCAGGAGACACUCCCACAAGCCCGCCGACGCUUCCUCGCCAAACUCAUGGCCCCCGAGGACCCAGACGUCGCGGCUGCCAUCCGCGCAGACCGCUUCAUCAUCCAUCACACUUCGUCGUCGUCAUCGUCUUCGUCAUCCUCGUCCGCCAUGAUGGUCAGCCGGCGCAUCGUCGAUGUACACGAGACCGACGAUGCGGGCUGGCGUCGUCCGGACACCGGCGCGGGCGCGGGUGCAUCGGCGGCCUCGUCGCCUGCGUCCUCAUCACGGACGAAAGGGAAGAUGACCCCUGACCGAGCCCGGGCUAAGGCCAAGAUGUCAUCGGGUCGACAGCAGCAGCAGCAGCAACAGCAGCGGGAGAGGGAACGGAGGAGGAGGUGGAGCGGUGCCGAGCGGGAGGAUCUGGAUAGUUUGGCUUCGCAGAGAUUCUCGCCUUGA